Molecule: messenger RNA, 1218 nt
Organism: Fusarium coffeatum
Lineage: Eukaryota; Fungi; Ascomycota; Sordariomycetes; Hypocreales; Nectriaceae
Exons: 1
Coding region: 1-1218 (405 amino acids)
Source: RefSeq, a predicted model, not a curated record
AUGAUCGAUCAUGGCUUUGUUACUACCGAGCUCUGGUUUAAGGCUCCGGCGCUCGUCCAUCAUGUUCCUGACUACCCAUGCACCGACGAGUUCAUUCGAGGUGUCAAAGAGUUUAAGGAGACGAAGAAAAUUUCCUUCGGCCUCAUAUUUGCCGCUCAAGUCAAUGUCGACAUCCAUCAGGUUGUUGGCAGUUAUGCCAAACAAGCAAUUCAUACCCUUCUCGCCCGCAUCAAGACUAUGGACGUGGAGUUGAAGUCGCAUAUCGACUUCCAGAAGGACAUCAAAGGUCCAAAUUGGUCCGCGCGCGACGAAAGGUGGUUGAAGGCUCUUCAGGAAGGCUUUGACUGGUUUCUCGAUGACCCAUUGCACAAAGCAAAAACGAUGGUGGUCAAUAAUAGCCCCAACAGACAGGAGGUAUCGGUUCACCUCGAACGAACCAAAAAGUGGCGAAUCUUGAGAAGAUCCCCGGUAAUCGCCGGUUUGACCCUGAACUAUCAUCGCGCAGAGAUGCAUGAGGCCGGCCUCAAUGUUACCAAUGCUUGGGGCUCUCUCGUUCUACCCGCACAGUUGUACUGUGCCCUCGAAGACGAAGACUAUACCGAAAGCAUUUGGAUGGAUAUGAGUAUACUGUGCAAAGAUUUUGGAGAAGAACAGUUCUUUGUUGGUGGUCGACCCGAUAAAGUGUCGGAUUAUGCCAAGCGCUUCAUGCUGCAGGUUGGUGUCUCCGCAGCGGCGUUUGCUAAGAAACGACGCCGUGGUGCCAAAAUGGGCGUUGAAGAUUUCUCGCGUGCCGGUGCACGAUUCCUCACAACGCGUGCUUCGAUUCAUAAAAGUCUUCAAGACCGGUAUCACCGAAACGCCAACCGCAUGGAUUGGACAGCCGAGAGCAUAAACGAGAUACGUUUGCGCGCAGAAUCGCAAGGCAAGGGGAAAGGCAAGAGAGCCGUACCAUCAGUUGGUCAAGAGAGUCGUGUCUCACCGGUUGGUGUAUUGUCAUUGCUAGUGAUGGCUAUACAGGGCGAGGUUCAAGAGUUCGCGUUUGGAUACCUACGCACGCAUCAAAUGAGCUGGAACAUCCUAAGGGGCAUAUACAUGGGAUGUGAGCCGUAUCUUAAAGAAACCUACGGAUCGAACUUUAACUUGAAGGAACGGGAGCUUCCUUUCAUGAUUGGUCAUAUCCUACCUUUAGCUGACGAUGAGCCGAUGGAUACGCCAUGA